AUGGUUGGGCUCGGGGGUGUGAUUGCGGGUGGCGUGGCGGAACACAUCGUGGGCAAGCUGGGCGAGUACGCGGCGUCGGAGAUCACUCUGCAGUGGGGGUACAGAGAGGACAUUCUGGACAUGGAGGACAAGAUGAAAGAUCUGGAGGCUGUGCUGCUCGACGCCGACGACAAGUCGCGCCGAGGAGGAGUGCACGGGAGAGUGAUUUGCACCCGGAACGCGCGUGUCAGCUUAUGGUUUUCCAGAAAUAAUCAACUCCUGCAGCGAAUGACCAUGCCACACAAGAUGAAGAAGGUCAUGAAGAAAAUAGAUGAAAUCGAAAAGGAGGGCAAAACGAGGCUCAAUGAUGCGCCUGGAGCAGCAAGGGCACAAGGGAGCAGGCACAUUGAUACUUUUGCAGCCACCUCGAAUGGUGAUGACACCAAAACUGGAAUGGUGGGGAUGAGUAAAGAGAGGGAGAAGAUAAUCAGUCAUGUGCCUCAAGCAGCAAAGGCAGAAGGUAGCAGAAAAACAGGGAUGGUGGGGAGGGAUGCCCAGAAGGAGAAGAUAAUCAGCCUGCUACUCACAAGUCAAGAAGCUAACCAGCAGGAUAUCUCCAUCAUUCCAGUUGUUGGCCUUGGUGGCAUAGGCAAGACCACAUUGGCUGAAUCGGUUCUUGCAGAUAAGAGGGUCAGUGUCUUUGACGCCUUAGUCUGGGUCCAUGUGUCCAAGGAAUUUGAUUUGCACAAAAUUGGGAGUGCCAUCCUGAAAAGCUUGUUUCUGUAUGAUAAUCUGAGCAAAGAACUUGCUACUAGAAUAUACUUGAUUGUUUUGGAUGAUCUCUGCUUUGCAGGUCGUGGAUUAGUUCGCCAGCCCGUGGAGGUACAAGUGAUGAACAAGGUCGUGAAGGAUUUUACGCCGGCCAUGGCUUUGCUCGCCAACUCGGAUACAUGUGCAGAUGAAAUAGAUGAUUCAGAAGAUUUAAUCAGUUUACACCGAUCCAGAUACAGGCACAGGUGGGCGUUUAGCAAAAACGCAUACCUACACCUUGAUAGAAAGAUGAGAGAGUGA
Molecule: messenger RNA, 1050 nt
Organism: Triticum aestivum (bread wheat)
Lineage: Eukaryota; Viridiplantae; Streptophyta; Magnoliopsida; Poales; Poaceae
Product: disease resistance protein RGA2-like
Exons: 5
Coding region: 1-1050 (349 amino acids)
Molecular function (GO): ADP binding
Source: RefSeq, a predicted model, not a curated record